This is a messenger RNA of Ostertagia ostertagi, 324 nucleotides long. Lineage: Eukaryota; Metazoa; Nematoda; Chromadorea; Rhabditida; Trichostrongylidae. The record is from the annotation of a GenBank genome assembly.
AUGCUCAUUGCGUAUCGCAUUCACAAUGUGGCUUUUCUUGAGGCUUGUUCUCUCAAGUUGAGAAUGGCUAUCGUAGAGCCGGGAACAGCCGUAGGUGCUAUUGCAGUCACUAGCACAGGCGAGUCUUCCCUGCAGUUGACUUUGAGGACCGAAAUUGGUAGUCGAGACGAGGGGCUGGCACGACAGUUGAAAAUGCUUGUUGAUGUCACGACGCUGGACGAAAUUUGUGAUUAUAUUGAAGAAGUCAACAUGCCAGACAAGCACAUUCCUGCCGCUGAAACCGACUUCGAGGCGAGUUCGUAUUCUUCACUCGGAGGUACGUAG